Molecule: messenger RNA, 6492 nt
Organism: Podarcis muralis (Common wall lizard)
Lineage: Eukaryota; Metazoa; Chordata; Lepidosauria; Squamata; Lacertidae
Gene: WAPL
Product: WAPL cohesin release factor
Source: RefSeq, a predicted model, not a curated record
GGCGGCGGCGGCGACGGAGGGAGGCCGAGUGUGUGAGCGCAGUGACGGAAGGAGCGGGGGGCAAAUGGCGGAGAGAUGGUCCAGGGCCCUGUUCAAAGAGCAGCCGCACUAGUAGUAGCAGCAGCAGCGGCGGCGGCGAUAAUCCCGGCGCGGAGGAAGCGGCGGCGCAGCAGCAGCAGCCGGAGGAGGAGGCGGCGGCGGUGGUGGCGGCGGCUCGGCGGCUCCUGCGAGGACGCGAGGCCGGCGCUCUAGCCCGGGCGGCCUGUGAGGAGAGGCGGCCGGAGGAGCCCGAGGCCCCGGGGGCGUCGCCCGAAGGCACCGAGCGAGGGCAGGAAGGAGAGAGCCCGGGAGCCCGGCCGUUGGGAGCGAAGCCGGCGGAGGCCCCGCCACCCCCGUCCCUCUCCACCUACCCCGGCAGGUUUCGUUCCCCCCCCCCUUCCGUUUCUCGGUUGUGGUUGUGCGUUUGUGUGCUCGCUUCCUCGGCCUCGCUGUGAGAAUAUGAAACAGUUGUCAAAAUGACAUCCAGAUUUGGGAAGACGUAUAGCAGGAAAGGGGGCAAUGGCAGUUCAAAAUUUGAUGAAGUUUUUUCCAACAAACGGACUACUCUUAGUACAAAAUGGGGAGAAACUACCUUUAUGGCCAAGCUAGGACAGAAGAGGCCCAACAUCAAGCCAGACAUUUCUGAAAUUCCUAAGAAACCCAAAAUAGAAGAGGAAGCAAUAGAAGACCCAUUUGGAUUUGACAGUGAUGAAGAAUCCCUGCCAGUAUCUUCAAAGAAUGUGUCACAAGCUAAAGGUUCUUCUCAGUUGGAGUCAGUCGAACCAUCUCAGUCUGGCGACUUCUCUUCUGUACUUGAAUCUAAUAGCAAAAUUACUCAGUCAAUCAGUGAAGAUAUUUUGUCCAGCAAAUGUGUGUCUUUCGAGAAUGCUGUUCAUGGAUUAAAAGAGAAGAACUCAAACAGAAAUAUGGAAGAUGGUGACCUCAAAAGCAGCAGUGUUAACACUGUAAUAGCAGAUGCAGUACAGACUUUUAAUGACAGUGAGAACAGUCACUUCAUCUACAAGAAUGUUGAAGACAAUAAUAUAAUUAAUGCUCAAACAGCAGAAAUCUCUGGGUACAAUAUUGAAAUGAAGGAAUCUCAUGAUUCUUGGGACUCCCAUAUCGGGAAGAGAGACUCUCCAUCAGAAGUGUCACUUACAAAGGAAUCAUUAGUGACUGGUUUAUAUGAAUGGGAAGAUGAGAAUGAGGAUACCCGAAGAGGAGAAUAUAUGUUGGGUUUUGAUGAUGAACCACUUUCAGAGAUAAAAAACAAGGAUGAAUAUCUGGUUAAAGAGGAUAUGGAAAGUCCAAAGGAAACCAUUAGCGAAGAACUGAUGCAAACUGUUCUCAGGCCAAGUAAUUGUCGGACAUACUGUAGAUCCAACAAAACAAAAUCACAGGGGACAACAAAUUUUGAUAAGCUACUGGAUGGCACUCUUCAACCUUUAGCCAAAGCAAACAGUGAUUCAAAUACUGAUGGUGUGAACCCAGUGAAAAAAGUUGCUUUAAGUAGUGGGACCAGUUUUAGAGGGACUGUUGGAAGGACUAGAGACUACACUGUUCUCCAUCCAUCAUGUUUGUCGGUUUGUAAUGUUACUAUACAAGACACUAUGGAUCGUAUUGAUGAGUAUGCCACAUCUACACCUACUGAUUUGGGAGAAGCAGGACGUCUGAGAAAGAAAGCCGACAUGGCAACAACCAAGACAACAACUAGAUUUCGACCUAGCAAUACCAAAUCCAAAAAAGAUGUCAAAUUAGAAUUCUUUGGGUUUGACGACAAUGAUGAAGGAGGGGGUGGUGAAGGCGGCUCUAGAACAUCUGGAAGCUCAAAUUACAAAAUUAAAUACUUUGGUUUUGAUGACUUGAGUGAAAGUGAAGAUGAUGAUGAAGAGCGGCCGUUAGAAAGAAAAGUCAAUAAAAAAAGAAACCGGGCAGCUCCAUCCUCUUCACUUCAGUCCAGUUCUGAUGGAAGUGAGAACUAUUCACAAGACAGUCAGUCAAGCACUAACCCAGAGCUAUUGGAGUUUCCAGAAGAUGCAUCCAGUGUUCCUGAAAGCAAUAAGAAAUCCAUAAAUCCACAAGGUGAUAAGUCUAAGGAAAACACACGGAAGAUAUUUAGUGGACCAAAGAGGUCACCAACAAAAGCUGUAUACAAUGCUAGACAUUGGAAUCAACCAGAAUCUGAGACUCUUCCGACAUCACAGGUGUUGAAAAAUCCAAGUGUCCCUGUACGGCUGUCUUCAAAGGAGGCAAUUCAUAAAGAUGAUGGAGUGUUCAAAGCUCCUGCACCACCUCCCAAAGUGAUAAAAACUGUGACCAUACCCACUCAACCCUAUCAAGAGAUAGUAACUGCCUUGAAAUGUAGGAAAGAAGAUAAAGAAUUAUACACUGUUGUUCAACAUGUGAAGCACUUCAAUGAUGUAGUAGAAUUUGGAGAGAAUCAAGAGUUCACCGAUGAUAUUGAAUACUUGUUAAGUGGACUGAAGUGCAAUCAGCCCCUAAACACACGUUGCCUUAGUGUUAUCAGCCUGGCGACAAAGUGCGCCAUGCCCAGUUUCCGAAUGCAUUUGAGAGCACAUGGAAUGGUAGCUAUGGUCUUCAAAACACUGGAUGACUCGCAGCAUCACCACAAUUUAUCACUUUGCACAGCAGCUUUAAUGUAUAUCUUGAGCAGAGAUCGCUUGAACAUGGAUCUAGAUAGAGCCAGCUUAGAUUUAAUGAUCCGGCUUCUGGAACUAGAACAAGACUCUUCUUCAUCCAAGUUGCUCAAUGAAAAAGACAUGAACAAGAUUAAGGAAAAAAUCCGAAGACUCUGUGAAACUGUUCACAACAAACACCUUGAUCUAGAAAAUAUAACAACAGGGCAUUUGGCAAUGGAAACAUUGCUCUCUCUCACUUCAAAACGGGCAGGAGACUGGUUUAAAGAAGAGUUGCGACUUCUUGGUGGUCUUGAUCACAUUGUAGAUAAAGUUAAAGAAUGUGUGGAUCACUUAAGCAGCGAUGAAAAUGAAGAGAAAUUGGUUGCUUCAUUAUGGGGAGCAGAACGAUGUUUACGGGUUUUAGAAAGCGUAACAGUUCAUAAUCCAGAAAAUCAGAGUUACUUGAUAGCAUAUAAGGAUUCGCAGCUCAUUGUCUCUUCAGCUAAAGCACUGCAGCAUUGUGAGGAGUUGAUCCAGAGAUACAACCGUGCAGAAGACACCAUCUGUCUUCCAGACAGUAGGGUACUGCCACACCAGAAUGUAACAAACCAUGUGGGUAAGGCAGUGGAGGACUGUAUGAGAGCCAUCAUUGGUGUCUUACUCAAUUUAGCAAAUGAUAAUGAGUGGGGUAGCACUAAAACAGGUGAACAAGAUGGUCUUAUUGGCACAGCGCUGAAUUGUGUGCUUCAGGUUCCAAAGUUUCUACCUCAAGAACAGAGAUUUGAUAUUCGGGUUCUGGGUUUGGGUCUGCUAAUCAAUUUGGUAGAGUACAGUGCACGAAAUCGGCACUGUCUUGUGAAUAUGGAAACAACAUGUUCCUUUGAUUCCUUCUGCUUGGGAGAAGCCAAUGAUAGCAUAAGCACAUCUGGACGGAUGGCUGCUGUUCAUGCUUUAGUUCAGUUGUUCCUUGAGCGUGAGCGAGCAGCGCAGCUGGCAGAGAGCCAGACGGAUGAACUGAUUAAGGAAGCUCCUGCUGCACAACAUGACAAGAGUGGGGAGUGGCAGGAGACGAGCGGAGAGAUCCAGUGGGUUACUACAGAAAAGCCUGAGAACGCAGAGGAGAAAGAUAAGAAAGAAGAAGAUGAAGAAGAACUUGAUCUUAAUAAAGCCCUUCAGCAUGCUGGGAAGCACAUGGAAGAUUGCAUUGUGGCCUCGUACACAGCAUUGCUUCUGGGAUGCCUUUGCCAGGAGAGUCCAAUCAAUGUGACUACUGUGAGGACAUACUUGCCUGAAGGGGAUUUCUCAAUCAUGACAGAAAUGCUGAAAAAGUUUCUCAGUUUCAUGAACCUUACUUGUGCUGUUGGGACAACAGGCCAGAAAACUAUCUCUAGAGUGAUUGAAUACUUGGAACACUGCUAGAAACUCGAGUCUUGCCGCAGGCACUUGAAUGCUGGAGCUCUACCCCUCCGAUAAAGGAAGGAAGUCGCGAAAGAAGUCCUCGAGGAAGCACCACCAAGAGCAUUCAUCAGUCUCAUUCGUGUUUGGAUUUUUAAGGCUACCUGGUCUCUUCACCAUACACUCAGCAUUUUCCGAGAGACAGUUCACCACCACAUCAAUCUGCAACUAUCAAAAAUUAGGGGGGAAAUAUCUGAGGAAAGUAAAUCAAGAAUUCAUUAUGUUUAUAAUAAUGCAGUGCAGUAUUUAAAUAUAUUUGGCAGGGUUUACUCUCCCUCUUUAUUUUUCUGGCUUUGUUUGUGACAACUUUAAAGGGGAAAACUUGCUGCUGGUAGUGCAACUGCUGUUUACUGUUGAGCCACUGUUUUUCAUGCCAGCCAGGUGCAAAGGCAGCUUUAGCUACUGAGGUAUCAAAAAAUCUUCUAAUAAAGAUGCUCUGGGCAGCAGCAUUGCUCUGAUUUGAGUUUAAUUUGCUCUUGCUUUUUAAAGAGAUUAUUCCAAAAUCAUAAGAAAUAGAAAAAUUUUAAAUACUUUUUGUGAUUUUAACUACUGUCUAUAUUUAAAAUGUGUUGGAAUCCAAAGAGGUUGAGGCUUGGAUAGUUUAUUUUUUAUACUGUUUUGAUUGAAAAUUGGGUUGUUGGAAACUACUCAGUUCUUAAAAUUGUCGUGGCCUACGUACUGUAAACUGAUUGACCAUAACACUUCAUAGCUCUAAGAGAGGCAUGCAGGAAGAAGAAGAAAUAAUAAUCCCCUCCCAGCUGGUGGCUGUCUGUAUUUCUUUGAAAUGCAGGAAUUGUAAAGCACCCUGUUUAAAAAGGACAAUGUGAAAAAAAUGUUCAAUGCCAGGGGAGUUUACACUUCAUGAUGCACAAAAAAGAAAGGAAAAGAAGCAGUUGGUUUUUGUUUCAAGGAAGAAAUGUGGAGCUAAAACACCAGUGGGGAUUAAUGUUUCCAGUUGACAUAAUCUUUCUAUUUCUUCUCUAGUAUGGCGCAGGUAAAUGCAUACAAUACAAAGCCUUAAAUAGCUGAAUAUAGUGAAGAUUUUGUUCAGUAUGGGGUUCUAGUUCACAGCAAAGGAUUGUGUUGAGACUUUAAUGGAACAAAAAUCCCUGCUAAAUACUUUUGUAAAAGAGGUUUUGGACAUUAGUGACUUCUCGCACUCAUUGUUCCGAUGGACAGAAUUGCUCAUGGUUUUUAUUAAGCUGGUCUUGAAUUAUUCACAAAAUGUUUUGAGACAUUUGCAUCACAGACACUUUCCACAUUACCUGUGUAGCUAGUUGCAUCAUGUUACUUCAUUGAAUUUGUAAAACUUGAAGCCAUAAAAAUAUUAGUUCUGUGUAUAAUGAGGGGUGGGAGAAAUAACAGAAAAUCUAACCUGCUUUUUAGAUCUUGUGUUAUCUCCAUGUAUAAACUUACAAACUUGUGCUUUUGUAUCAGUGCCAGCUGUAAAUUUUUUACAUACAGUGGCUGCCUUCUAUGUCUUCCUAUUUUUGAUAAUGCAGAUUGUUGGGAAUUUGGUAAGGAAGUGACUGAUUAGAAGCAAAAUCCUAUAUUGGUCCUGCUUUUUUAUUUUUAUUUUCCUUAACAUCUUAAUUAAGCAAACUACCCCCCUACAAUCUACCAGUGUAACUUAGAAAAAAAAAUGCUGAGGUUAUGUUUUCCCUUGGAUAGAGCUUCCUUAUGAGAGGAAGAGCAACUUAGUAAAGCUGUACUUGUAAAUUAUUUCUGAGAUGCAGGAUUUACUGGAUAUAUUUUUUGGCAUUUAGUUUUAACAACUUAGAGCAAUGGCUUUCAUUUUUAGUUGGAUUUCAUAUAGAUUUAAGUUAGGCUUUUUUUCUGUAUGCGCAAUGACGGGGGAUGAUUAAAAAUAGAUGCAGUGAUGAGGUGGAAUCAGGAGCCACACUUCUCUGUUACACUGGUAAUGACCUGGAUCGGAAUUGGUUAAACUCGUCGUGUUGAGCAUUUCUUAAUUGGCAAGCACUGAAACAUGCAGACUGUUUGGUUUUUGGAGAGAGGGUCAGGAAACCACCCUGCAAGCUGCAGUGUGCUUUCUUGUUUUAAACCUCAUCAGGCUCUGCAUUAAAUGGGUACUUGAGGCCAACCUUCACAUUUAAAAGUUUUAAAGUAACUUUUUUUCCACUGUAAAUAUAUAUGUAAAUAAGCGCAAUUGGAAACUAGAACAGUAGAGUACUUUUCUGAAUCCAAUCCUAUUUUUAUUUUAUACAGUAUUUCUCAGCUGUGAUAUUUGGAGCAAAAGCCAACGGCAGGAAUAAUAGUUUGUACCAGUUUCAUGAAGUAUGUCUUUUGGUUUUUGUAAAUAAUUUUAACUCGAAUAAAAAUUGCUACUUUCAAUACAUAA